This is a messenger RNA of Drosophila novamexicana, 4513 nucleotides long. RefSeq names its product nephrin (gene side-II). The transcript has 19 exons. The record is from RefSeq and is a predicted model, not a curated record. Lineage: Eukaryota; Metazoa; Arthropoda; Insecta; Diptera; Drosophilidae. Bases 82 to 3306 code for a protein of 1074 amino acids.
AAAAAAAUAUUAGAAGGAAGCCAACUGCAGCUUUUGGCCAAAAGAAAUUACAAAAACGAAAAAGUAAAAUAGGAGCAGCGCAUGAAAAUGAAGUGCAAUAAAAGUCAAAUGGCCACGUUAACAAUGUGGAAAAUUUUUAUGGCUCUGGCGCUCGUAAUGCCGGUCACAUUAGCGCACCAGCAUUCCAUGGCCGGAGGAGCUGGCGGCGGCGGUGGUUCUUCUGGACACGGCACUGCCAUGGGCAUGGGCGCUGCCUCUGGACUCGGCAAAGAGGCACACGUGAAAACGAAAGACAUUGAUGCCGUCGAGGGUAAAUCAGUGUCGCUGCCCUGCCCCAUUGCCGAGCCCCUGCAUGAUGUUUAUAUGGUCUUAUGGUUUCGUGAUAACGCGGGCAUACCUCUAUACAGCUUCGAUGUGCGCGAUAAUAUGGCCGUUGAGCAGCCACGACAUUGGUCAGCUCCGGAGGUUUUUGGCUCACGUGCCAAAUUUCAUUUUGACUCGCAGCCAGCAACCUUGGAAAUUAAGGAUAUCAAAAGGCAUGAUCAAGGCAUUUACCGUUGUCGUGUCGAUUUUCGCACAGCUCAAACGCAAAGCUUCCGUUUCAAUUUGUCUGUAAUAAUACUUCCGGAGCAGCCCAUCAUACUGGACCGUUGGGGUCGUCAACAGAAUGGCACAAAAUUGGGUCCCAAGCAGGAGGGCGAUGAUAUUGUUAUCACUUGUCGUGUGGUGGGCGGUCGACCACAACCACAGGUCCGCUGGCUUGUGAAUGGACUACUUGUCGACAAUCAAAACGAGCACAAUUCCGGCGAUGUUAUCGAGAAUCGACUGUUGUGGCCAUCGGUGCAGCGCAACGAUUUAAAUUCCGUAUUCACAUGCCAGGCAUUGAAUACGCAAUUAGAUAAGCCCAAGGAGAAGAGCUUCAUACUCGAUAUGCACCUAAAGCCAUUGACUGUAAAAAUUCUGGAACCACCCAGUUCAAUGAUUGCCGAUCGACGCUAUGAAGUUACAUGUGAAUCAUCGGGUUCGCGUCCGAAUGCCAUCAUCACUUGGUACAAGGGAAAACGUCAAUUGCGACGCACAAAGGACGACAUAUCAAAGAACUCGACACGCUCGGAGCUGAGCUUUGUGCCCACCACAGACGACGAUGGCAAAUCGAUAACAUGCCGUGCGGAAAAUCCAAAUGUGAACGGCCUUUAUUUGGAGACCAUGUGGAAAUUGAAUGUCGUUUAUCCCCCAUUGGUAACGCUGCGCUUGGGCUCCACACUGACACCGGAUGAUAUCAAGGAAGGCGACGAUGUUUACUUCGAGUGUCACGUACAAUCGAAUCCUCAAUGGCGGAAACUGUUGUGGUUACAUAAUGGCAUUCACUUGGAGCACAAUACAUCGGCUCGUGUCAUACGCUCCAAUCAGAGCCUGGUGCUGCAGAAGAUAACGAAACACUAUGCGGGAAAUUAUGCGUGCAGCGCCAUCAAUGAUGAAGGCGAAACGGUCAGCAAUCAGUUGCCGCUGCGUGUUAAAUACACGCCUGUUUGCAAGCAUACGGAUCGCGUUAUACUAAUUGGUGCCUCCAAGGAUGAGACUGUUGAGGUUAUAUGCGAGAUACAAGCGGAUCCGCCGCCACGAACAUUUCGCUGGAAGUUUAACAACUCGGGCGAAACUCUGGACGUGGGCAGCGAACGAUUCAGCGUGAAUGGAAGCCGCAGCAUUUUAAAGUACACUCCGGUCACAGAUCAGGAUUAUGGUACACUAUCCUGCUGGGCGGCUAACGAGGUGGGCACACAACAACAGCCCUGCCUUUUCCAAGUGGUUUUAGCUGCUCUGCCAAAUGGCGUCAGCAAUUGCAGCAUCUUCAAUCGCACAGAGCUCAGUGUUGAUAUACAAUGCAUACCCGGCUACGACGGCGGUCUGCCUCAAAUAUUUGUACUCGAAAUGUUUUCAACACGCACCGGCAUUACCAGACUUAAUCUAACCAAUGCGGAGGAGGCGCUCUUCUCGCUGGAGAAUCUCGAUACGCUCACAUCGAUGAUGAUGCAGGAGAAUAACUCGCUGAGGAUACGCAUUUACUCUUACAAUCAAAAGGGACGCAGUGCGGCAUAUCUCUUGCCCGAUUUCAUAAUUGGCUCAACAGCUUACAAGACAGACGACGAUGUGACGCUAACAUUGUCCCCGGUGAUUGUUGGCAGCGUUCUGACCAUCAUAAUUAUUGGGGUGGCCAUCGCGAUACGAAUAUUUCUGGUAACAUUCGUGCACAAUUUGCGACGCAACCGGCCACAUGGCAACAAGGCGACAUCAGCGGGCGUUGUCGUCCAAGCGGCCGAUGUCUUCAAGAGCGGCAACCUGGAGAAACCGCGCUGGCAGCACACUGAUAUAAAAACGAAAUCAUCGGAGGAUUUGGUUGAAGACGAACGUGAUCCCGAUGUAAUACCCUCACAAUAUGUGGGCGGCAGCAGCGCCGGCAGCAGCGGCAGCAAUGCCUCCAAUGUGGGCAGCACCACAGCCGGCACGGCCACCGGCAGCAACACAUCGACAGCGGUCGCCGCAGCUGUGUCCGCAACCGACCGCGAUGCGCAUCAGUUUGCUGCGGCAGCAGCUCCAGCAGCGACGUCGUCUGCCGUUGGACUCGUUGGCAGCAUUUCCAAAUGGUCACCCAAUGGCAAUGCACCGACCAUGACGACGACUACGACACUGACCAGCGAUCCGUCGAAUCCGCCGGUCACCUACAAUCAGAUCAAUGCGCAGCGGGCACAGCUGCUGGCCGCGGUGGCAGCGGUCGGUGGCGGCUGCAGCAGCACUGUCAUCUCGCCCAGCAGCAGCAUUAUGGGCAGCCUGGGCGCUGGCAAGCCGCUGACACUGGGCAUGGGCGGCACCAUCAUUGGAUCGCCCACGUCGCUGUCAUCGACGGCGACGCUGGCAGCGCAUCUUCAGCCGGCGCACAGCAGCGGUGUCGGCACACUGCCGCCUGGCCUGGGCAGCGGCGGUGGCUAUAUAAUGAAUGCCUAUGCCAGUGCCAGGCUACAUCAUCCGCCCGGCGGUGCUGGUGUGGGCCACACGGCCACCUUAAAUCGCCAUCACCAUCAUCAGCAGCAGCAGCAGCAUCACCAGCAACAUCAGCAUCAACAUCAUCAUCAGCAUCCCGGCUCUGGCUCGAGUUUGCUGCUGGGCAGUGUAGGUAGCGUAAUGGGCGUGGGCGUCACCUCAACAACAACCACCUCGUGCAAUUCCUCACAGGACUUGGAUGACAACAUUAAUAUAAAUGCGAUUAAGGAUUGUCUCAUGACGCAACGUGUGCCCGAGAGCUGCGUCUAAGUUGAGAAUUAUAAAGUCUAGACUUGGACCUUCGAUUAGCAACUCAGAUCUACACCCACACCUAGAACUAGACUAGAACGUCAGCUAAACGUGUUAUAUGUAUGUAGUUGUAUGUAUAUAUAUAAAAUAUGUAUGUCGUAGUUAUGUUCCCGUUAAGGUGCUGUGCAUAGCUAUGUUAAGUUAUAUUCUUUACGACCAUCUGCAUAUCUUACGCAUAGAUUUCCUGGCAUAUCCUUUGCAAUAUCAAAUAAGAAACAACUGUGAACAAAUGCGGUAGCUACAUAUUAGCUGAAAUAUGUCGCAACGACAAGUUAGCGAUAACUUUUGGGAGAUACUGACUCUAUAUCGAUACCGUUUACCAGAGAAAACCGAAUAUACUAAAAUGCGAACCUAUCGAUAAAUCGAUAAGCUAUCGAUAACUUUUACAGCAAUGUUAUCAACUGUUAAACCAGUGCAGUGUAAUCACAUAUCUUUGAAAAUAUAUCAUUUAACACAAAUGCGACUCCGUUUAAUAAAAAGUAAUAGUGGAGAAAUGAUGUGCAAUUACUCCAUUAAAUUGGUAAUACCUGUUAAAAGGUGAUGUUGCCCAACCUUACCCGUAAGGGACCCAUGUUUACAAUAUUUCCAAAAUUCAAAGCAAAAUUAUGUCUUUUCAUACACUGAAAAUUCUUAACAACUUAUUUAAAGCGUAUAAAAACUAAUAAUGAAAAGGAAAUAAAUAUAAUAAAUAAAGUUAAGGCAACUUCAAAAAGACUCUGAAACUUAGUAGAAAAAUUUAAUUUGUAGCAAAAAUGUUCCCAAACACAAAAAAAUAAAUAAAAUUAAAUAAAAUAGCUGGAAGAUGCAAGUAUAUAAGAAAAGUAAUACGAUUAAGUCAAGUUGUAAAUAAUAAACUUACUAAACUUGUAUAAAGCAAAUGUACUUAGUCUACGAUUUUUGUUGUAUGUAUGUAUAUUUAUCUAUAUAGACGCUGCUAACUGUAAGCGCAGUUAAAUUAUGUGUAAAAGUAUCCGUAAUGAGAACGGGAAUGUCCUGCAUAGUAAAAGUAAAUAUAGUAAAAAUGUAAAAUGAAUGCAAAUUGUUAGAGCGCAUUGCGUUUAAGCAGAAUUUAAUGACAGAGUUUAGUUAAAAAUGUGUUAGGCUAUAAAAAAUCUAUGCAUACAAAUUGAUAAAUCAAUUAACUAAGUCAUCAAAAAUUGUGACAAAA